AUGGCGGAACAUAGCGCGCCUCGUCCAGGCGAGAAAUUUCAAUUUAUCUGCAUACAGAAUCCAGAUGAUGCCAAGAACCGUGCGACGAGGCGACUCGCGCGGUCGCAUGCUAUAGCGCGGGGCCUUGAGAAGAAGAGGCGGCGCCUGCAACAAGCAGGCCGUAACUUUCGCACAGUAUCCUUGAAAGAUGAAACCGGCAGUAAAAGCGAAGAGAUCGUUCAUAAAAAAGAUGUGUCACCCGUUUUGCUGUCGAUAGCUGCCCCUGGUCCAUUCCAAUUGCUGGCCGCCGAGUCGCCGAGUUUGCAGGCAUUAAUCAGUCAGCACAGUAGUGAACGUGCUACAGAACCAAUACUUAGUGUCUCAGACGAACUCGUGCUCCAGAACUUUCAGUCGGUUCUUCGAAAGGGACUCGAUGACCGCGCUUUAUUGUAUGCGGUCAUGUUAACAUACACCUCAGCAGUUGCUUCAAGCAGCUAUAAUGACGAGCAUUUCAUAUAUCGGACAGAGACAUUGAGUUCUCUUCGUCAAAGUCUGAGAUCUUCGGAUGAAGCUACGUCCGAACCAACACUGGGGGCCAUCCUGCUACUCGCUGGUAUUGAGGCCCGACUUGGCAUGCCGCGUUCAGUGCAGCUUCACCUCGGAGCAAUACAACAGCUUCUCGACGUCUGUCAAAGAAAAGGUAUAUAUCUGGGUGACGCCAUCAAACGCGCCAUCUUCUGGCAAGAUUUAAAUUGCUCCGUCAUGACAGGAUCAACUCGAAUCGUCGACCACACAACAUUCUCCGAGCUCAAAUGGACCAGAUAUCCUCUCUCCUCGAAUCUCUUUGUCCUCCCUCCAGGCUUCAAAUCUCUGGCCCCCUCAUUGGGUGAACAGUUCAUCGAAAUCCUCGAGGAUGUUCAUGCAUUACAAUGUAUCCGAGACAAUGUGUGGGGCGCAAAGGAGAAUGUCAUAUCGAUGGCAUAUAUCGAUAACCACCAGGCAAAUAUUCAGUCGAGACUAGUAGAAGGUUUAUCUGGUCAUUCGUCUUUCUCGGAGUGCUGUCAUUUGGCUCUAUAUCUAUGUUCGAGUAUGUUACGCUGCAAGAUCUGGCGUAACUCAGUCAUCCCUUCACAUCUUUCGCUACAACUACUCCACAAACUACAACAAUUGAAUGAUGACUCAAUCUGGGACGAAUAUCCCGGCCUAUCAGCAUGGAUGCUUUAUAUCGGAGGUGCCUUUGCGCCUGUUGGGCCUAUACAAUCAGAUUACAUGACACUGCUGCAUGAAAACCGUAAAUCUAGACUCAAAGACCUGGAUACAUCGUGGCCAGAGCUGCUGGAGAUUUUGAAGCAGUUCAUCUGGUCCGAAAGGGCCUUCGCGUCACAAGUUGAGGCUUUUUGGAGAGAGACGUCAACUUAA
Messenger RNA from Talaromyces amestolkiae, 1398 nucleotides. RefSeq lists its product as uncharacterized. The record is from RefSeq and is a predicted model, not a curated record. Lineage: Eukaryota; Fungi; Ascomycota; Eurotiomycetes; Eurotiales; Trichocomaceae. Bases 1 to 1398 code for a protein of 465 amino acids. The transcript has 6 exons.